Messenger RNA from Cyclopterus lumpus (lumpfish), 2866 nucleotides. It is a transcript of the gene gdpd1, whose product is annotated as glycerophosphodiester phosphodiesterase domain containing 1. The transcript is spliced from 11 exons. Gene Ontology annotation, biological process: N-acylethanolamine metabolic process; glycerophospholipid catabolic process. Gene Ontology annotation, molecular function: phosphatidylcholine lysophospholipase A1 activity; phosphoric diester hydrolase activity. Bases 187 to 1140 code for a protein of 317 amino acids. Gene Ontology annotation, cellular component: endoplasmic reticulum membrane. The record is from RefSeq and is a predicted model, not a curated record. Lineage: Eukaryota; Metazoa; Chordata; Actinopteri; Perciformes; Cyclopteridae.
UGUUUUGACAGGGACAACUGUGGUGUAGACGAGAGGUGAGGUUGAUCAUCUUGUCCUCACACAGAGUAGCUUGCUGGACGGAUUCCUGGACACCCACUAACUCCCACUGGUUUUAUUUAGGUUCGUCGAAGCAAAGAAAGAAAGAAAAAAAUAAAAUCAUUUGAUGACAAAGACGACUGAAAGGAGAUGUGUGCUGCUCUGUAUGUCCUGUCAACGGUAACGGGCUACGUGCUCACCUCUGCCCUGCUGAUGAAAUGCCCAAAUCUUUUGCACCGGAAGAAGCGGGAGACUUUUCGCAGCCGGCACAUUUCCCAUCGCGGAGGAGCAGGUGAAAACCUGGAAAACACCAUGGCAGCUUUCAAGCACGCGGUGGAUCUUGGCACAGACAUGCUGGAGUUGGACUGCCACCUGACGAAGGAUGAAGAGGUAGUGGUGUCACAUGAUGCCAGCUUGCAGAGGGCCUCUGGCAUCAACGCCCACAUCUCCAACAUGUGCUACGCUGAGCUCCCUCCAUACCUCUGUAAGCUGGGUGUAACUUUUCAGAGAGAGUGUUUCUGUGAGGGGGGAGAGGACAAACGCAUCCCUCUCCUCAGGGACGUUUUUGAUGCGUUCCCCAAUACCCCCGUCAACAUUGACAUCAAGGUCAACAAUGACAAGCUCAUCAAGAAGGUCUCUGAGCUGAUUGUAAAGUACGACAGAGAGCAUUUGACCGUCUGGGGCAACGCCAACAACAAGAUUGUGAAGAAGUGCCACAGAGAGAACCCGCGCAUUCCAGUGUUGUUCAGCCUUCCCAGAGUAUUGCAGCUGUUAGGCCUCUUCUACACUGGCCUUCUGCCUUUCGUUCCCCUCAAGGAGCAGUUUCUGGAGAUCCCCAUGCCCUCUAUAAUCACCAAAGUAAGGGAUCCCAGCAGAUUAACAAGGAGUCAGCGACUCAUCGCCUGGAUGGCAGACACUUUGCUGAUGAGGAAAGCUCUGUUUGAUCAUUUAACUGCCAGAGGAAUACAGGUGUACAUCUGGGUGCUGAACGACGAGGAGGACUUCCAGAGGGCAUUUGACUUGGGAGCCACAGGAGUUAUGACAGAUUUCCCCACCAGGCUUAAAGACUUCUUAGACAGGGAUGGUAUUUCUGAGCCCCAGUGACCUGCCAAAAUCUACCUCACCCUUCAACCUGACUGACCUGCCAAAACCAGCCACUGCAUGCAUUCCAGCAGGGCUGCUUUCACAUUGUGUUUCCCAGCUCUGUACGCUGCAGUGGCUUGUGGAACCAGCUGUUGUAUUGGUGACCAAAACCUCACAUUUUAAUCACUCACAUAACAUACUCCUAAAGGACACACACCACAUCUGUUUGAUAUCAUCAUCUCCAUUUAGUUGUGUUCUUUGCAGGUUCAUUGUUCCCCUGCUAGAUAUCCGCUUGCACACAUGAUCAGUGUGACAAUUCUAUGUGUAACCACACUAUCUUUUUAAAAAGAAGGGAAACUAAAAAUUCAGCGCUUAUCUCCACAUGGCUCUCACAACAUCUGGGUAGUGUGAUAACCAGCAGUCUAGCCAUUGUUGUUUUGUGCUGGGUACAGCCUCUCAUGUUGUACCCAGUUCUCUUUUUACAUCCAUGGUGGGGACAGCAUUAUUAGCGGUAACCGCACUGUGAGCGCAGAGCAGCAGCGAACAGAUAGCCAGUGUUGCGCACACACACACGCGCACACACUAGGGCUCACACGCACACGCGGCAGGACCGGCUAGGUAAACAAAGCACGAAGAAAUGUCAAAUCUAGCACCUUAAAGUUAAAACACCAGGAGAUGCAGUGCGAUGUGAAUUUGCAAGCAGCUUAUCUUUUCUUUCUUGCAAUCUAAAUUUCACUAAGCACAUGCAAUAAUACACUAAUCUAAGAAGUUCUGAGAUUUAAAAAAAACAUAUGCUAGAACAUAUAAAACAUGGUUACUUGUCAUUAAUAACAGCGUGCAGAACACAAGUCCUCGGCUACAUCGAGUUUCAAAGGACUCGGGAGGGUUGUGUCGCUGCUCCAUAUUGACAAUUCAAAGGCACAUUGGGUUGAACUGUAGAGUUUUCUACCAUGUAUAUGGUGUUUUUAAAAAAGACAAUGUGGUAUGUUUAUGUGUAGUUGGGUAGUCUCUUACAUUUUCCUCUGAAAGGAAAUUGCUGCAACUGACUUUUUUUAAGAGAGACAUUUUGCGAAAAAUGAAACACUUUUUGUUUAUUAUACUGAUUAGUUGCACUGUUUUCUACUAUGUUCUGUGAUCAGAUAUUUAAGAAAUAUGAUUUUUUUAAUGUAUGGGCUUCAAAAAGUAUUGGAAAUCCAGUAGAAACUCCGAUACAUAAGCAGCGCUUUAGCAAUCCCUCGCUGUGGGUGUCACAGUAUGAAAAUGUAAAUAUUGUGAGGUUUAUCAUACCACUGAUGUUCUGUUAUCCAGACUCGUGACCACACAGGGUCAAUGAUGAAUGUAGUUUUGGUUGAAUGUACUGUCUAUUGUUCGGUAUUUUACUGUCAAAACAGUAUUGCCGUUUUAUUUCCUUUAGUUUGUUGUUGGGCAUUUCGUAUUAGUGCUGUCACAGAGUGGAGUGAAAUCUGCACAGUUGUUCGUCUGAUUUUUGGUUUUGAGAACACUUCCAAAAUCAUUGUGAUCUACAAAUCAUAUUACAUAUCUUACAUUAAUGAAUUAGUGGCUAUUUUGAUGUAAUUAUGUGUUGUACUCGGUGUGCGUUGGUUUUGCAUGCCUAAAUGAAUAUAUGUGUUAUUCUUUGUGGGAUCUGGCUGCCCAUCAAAGUGCCUUUUCCUACAAGGAGUAUGUUGUUUGAUUUGAUGAGAUUAUUGAAAUUUUUUUAAUUAAUAAACAUAAAAAUGGUGUUAUA